Coregonus sp. 'balchen' is the source of this 6219-nucleotide messenger RNA. Lineage: Eukaryota; Metazoa; Chordata; Actinopteri; Salmoniformes; Salmonidae. The record is from the annotation of a GenBank genome assembly.
CAGUGAUGCUGGAUUUGGGAACCUGACAGGCAACAUGGACACUGAGUCAUCGAAGGGCAAAGAGGCCAUGGUAUUAGACCUCUUAUACAGCAGUUCUCUGUGCAUCUCUGUUCUCAAACAGACAGACAGUAGCUAACCCUUUUUCUGUGUUCUCCUCAGGACACGGGUGGUGAGGGUUUGGAGCCGGCUGACACCCAGACAGGUUCUGGGGACGAGGAGAGUAGCAGGCACCAGGGAGAGGUGGAGCUGCAGUGUGCUCUCUGUAUGAAGUGGUUCACAGCCGACACCUUCAGCAUCGACACCGCGUACGUCUGACUCACUGAGUAACUCAAUCUCUCUCAUCAUGGAGGCCUUUGGCUAACUGGUUUUAAGACUAAGUUUGUUAGACCUUUAAAUAGCCCCCUGUAGCUCGACUAACCAGGUAGCUACUGGCUGAAAUGAACAUUUCAGGAUCAAGGUUUUUGAUGAUUCUUUCUCCCUCUCUCUCCAGGACUUGUUUGCCUUUCAUGACCAACUAUGUGUUCCAUUGUAACGUGUGUCAUCACAGCGGCAACACCUACUUCCUCAGGAAACAAGCCAGUAGGUGUUCUCAUUCAGCUGAUACACUUCCGUGCGUAUGUGUGAGCUUGGUGAUGAUUGAUGGUCUGUUAUUGAUUGAUGGUACUGAUUGAGUGAUGCUGUUUGUUCCAGACCUGAAGGAGAUGUGUCUGACUGCUCUGGCCAACCUCACAUGGAGGUCCAGGACUCAGGAGGAGCACCCCAAGACUAUGUUCUCCAAAGACAAGGUCAGUCCAACAUAAUACGCUUUGCAAGCGAAUGUGAUCUUUCGAAAUGCUUGAUAUUACAUGUCAUGCCGAGAUAUUACAGAUCGUUUGCAUAUGUUUUUCAUUCUCUACACCUGCUUAAAAACUCUGGAUGUGUUUGUCAUAUUUUCCUGUCCCCUCUCUCUCGUUGUAGGACAUCAUCCCGUUCAUUGAUAAGUACUGGGAGUGUAUGACCACCCGACAGAGACCUGGAAAACUCACCUGGCCCAACAACAUAGUCAAAACCAUGGUGAAUCUAUGAGCGAACCACUGACUUACACAGAUGCACCAAACUGCACACAUCAGACCAAACGUUCACUGUUACACCAUUGAAAAAGUAGCUGGUCUUUCUCUUAGAAACAGAUCAUGUCUUUACUUGACUUUUCUGUGUUUCAGAGUAAAGAGCGGGAUGUGUUUCUGGUGAAGGAGCGUCCAGACCCAGGCAGUAAGGACCAAGAGGAGGACUACCCCAAGUUUGGCCUGCUGGACCAGGUAGGAAAACACAAGUCACACACACACACACACUGUGAGGCUGACUGUUGGUCGAUUUCUCAUCUCAGGAUCUGGGCAACAUUGGACCAUCUUACGACAACCAGAAACAGACUACCGCUGCUCUCACUCCUGGAGGGCUCAACGGUAAGCUCGAAACACACACUCGCUAAACACAUCAACACAAAUUUGCCCUAAACACACCAACACACUAGCUAAACACAUCAACAUCCAUUUGCCCUAAACUCAAAUUCACCCUAAAGACACCAACACACUCGCUAAACACAUCAACACAAAUUCGCACCAAACACACAACACAUGUCACACACACAUUGUAAUUGUAAUUUUCAUGGAAAUUUUCAUGGAACACAGUAGAGCAUAAUUCCACACUAAAGCCCUAAGAAGUUCUCAUGUUAUAAAUGCUAUAUACAUGCUGUGUUGCAUUCCAGGUGGACCUACUUUCUCAGGUGAAUAUGAUGUGGUGGUUUGGUAUCUGCCUCUGAGCCCUGUGUUUCGUGCAAUCGCAACUCUCCGGGUAGAAGUUGCCAUAGGCACAGAUCUAGGAUCAGCUUACCCUCCCCAUUCCUUAGCUAAACAAUUAAGGGGCAAAAUGCAAUCUGACCUUAGAUCAGCGUCAACGGGCAACUUCACCCUGCUCCAAUCGAAACCCCAUCCCUCACCUGCUCUGCGCUUAUGUUUGGUGCCCUGAAGCAUUUACCCUUUUGAUCUGGCUUUUGAUCGGUGGACUGAUUGAAUGAUGUAAUUUCCUCUGGCUUUCUGCUCCUGAGUUCCCGGGCUUCAUCCCAAUACUCUGGAACAGCCUCUUCUUCCUUUCCAUACCCAGUGGUGAGUGGUAAAGGAAAGACCAAAGGAGGCUGUUAUUGUUGGAAUGCAGCCGCGAAGUGGUGUGAAAUAAUCCCUUGGCUUCCUCUGUGUGGCUGCUACUCUCCUUUCACCCUAAUAUGUGGUGUCCCUCCCUGCUCAAUCCACGCUUGUACCUCUUCGGUGACUUUUUGAUAGUGCUGAAAGUGUGUGUGUUCUAUAUUGUAACUUGUGUAUUUGUUGUGUGAAGGUGGUCUGGCCCCCGGCCCAGGGAAGGGUAGAGGAGCCAAGCGUAAGCAGCAGCAGCAGCAACAGGAGGGAGCCACAGCCGGAGCAGCCAAGAGAACACGCAGGUACAACCCAGACUGAAACGUAUGGCCUUGGUGUUCUUAUAGGUCUGAAGAGAUAUAGGAUGGAUUAUAAUAUGCAAUCAAUGUGACUCUCCUUAGGAGAAGGGAGAGAGAGAGAGAGAAGAAGAGAGAGAGAGAGAUAGAGAGCGAGAGAGAGAGAUAGAGAGAAGAGAGAGAGGGAGGAGAGAGAGAGAGAGCGAGAGAGGAGAGAGAGAGGAGAGAGAGAGAGAGAGAGCGAGAGAGAGAGAGAUCUCUCUCUCUCUCUCUCUCUCUCUCCUCUCUCUCUCUCUCUCUCUCUCUCUCUCUCUCUCUGUUAUUCUCCUUUCUUCUCUUUCCCGCCACCUCAUUUCUCUUUCUAUCCAAAAUACACACAAUCCUGUUUUCUCUCUCAUUCUUCCCUCUCCCCUUCCCCUCUGUAGUGACCCUCUGUUUUCGGCCCAGCGUCUACCCCCCCAUGGUUACCCCCUGGAGCACCCCUUCAACAAAGAUGGCUACCGCUACAUCCUAGCAGAGCCGGACCCCCACGCCCCCGACCCAGAGAAACUAGAGAUGGACUGCUGGGCUGGGAAACCCAUCCCUGGAGACCUCUACAGAGCCUGUCUCUACGAGAGAGUACUGCUAGCCCUGCACGACAGAGGUACACACACAGGAAAUGCUACUGUAAUGUAGUGGAGAUGGGCUUUUCAUUAUUAGCCUUACCCAGUAAUGUCUUUCACCUUCUGAAAAUACUGUCUGUGUGCGGGCAUCUUUGUGCAUGUGUGUGUCUGUUAUUUCAAUUUUAUGGUACUGGUACCGACCGCGUGUGUGUGUAUAUAUCUAAUAUAUAUAUAGCAUGUGCUCUUGUGUGUUUUAAUUUUCAGAAUCUAUUCUGGAUUUGACAGUUUUGUAUUUCUUCACAUUGAUAUUGAAUACUGCAUUGUUGAGGAAGAGCUUGCAAGUAAGCAUUUCACUAUACUGUUUACACCUGCUGUAUCUGGUGCACAUGACAAACGUUGAUUUGAUUUGUCUCUGUGUAUGCAGCCCCCCAGCUGAAGAUCUCAGAUGACCGUCUGACAGUGACCGGGGAGAAGGGUUACAGCAUGGUCAGAGCCUCCCACGGUGUCAGGAAAGGAUCCUGGUACUUUGAGGUCUCCAUCGAUGAGAUGCCCGCUGACACCGCAGCCAGACUGGGCUGGUCUCAGCCUCUAGGUUGAUACUACAAACACAGACACUCGCGCACUGAGAGACACCACAGCUACAUCUAGUUGGCCUCAAUACCACAGGUUAUAACAUGUCCUUUCUCCCUGUGUGUGUGUGUUGUAGGUAACCUGCAGGCCCCUCUGGGAUAUGAUAAGUUCAGCUACUCGUGGCGCAGUAAGAAGGGGACACGCUUCCACCAGUCUGUAGGGAAACACUACUCCUCAGGCUACGGACAGGGAGACACUCUGGGCUUCUUCAUAGAACUACCGGACGGAACUGAGACAGCCAAGGCACUGCCUGACACGUACAAGGACAAGGUACUUUUAAAAAUAUAAAAUACUAUAGUUGAUUAAUGAGUAAUUGAGAAUCAAUAAAAUAUCCUAAUCAUGAUUAGUAAAUAAUAGAUAUCCACUCUGUUGUUUUUAUGAGACUUGAACUCUCAUCCCUUUGUGUGUGUUAAUGUUUUGUUUGUGUUCUCUCAGGCGCUGAUUAAGUUUAAGAGCUACCUGUACUUUGAGGAGAAGGAUUAUGUGGACAAGGCAGAGAAAAGCCUGAAGACUGUUACCCCCAGCAGGGUGAGGCUCCAGCAUAGAACUACAACCAAUAGCUCAGACAUUCACAUUCAAAGCAAUGGAACACAUACAGUGCCUUGCAUAAGUAUUCAUCCCCCUUGGUGUUUUUCCUAUUUUGUUGCAUUACAACCUGUAAUUUAAAUGGAUUUUUAUUUGGAUUUCAUGUAAUGGACAUACACAAAAUAGUCAAAAUUGGUGAAGUGAAAUGAAAAAAAUAACUUACAUUUUACAUUUACAUUUUAGUCAUUUGUUUCACAAAAUUCUAAAAAAGAAAUAACGGAAAAUUGGUGCGUGCAUAUGUAUUCACCCCCUUUGCUACGAAGCCCCUAAAUAAGCUCUGGUGCAACCAAUUACCUUCAGAAGUCACAUAAUAAGUUAAAUAAAGUCCACCUGUGUGCAAUCUAAAUGUCACAUGAUCUGUCACAUGAUCUCAGUAUAUAUACACCUGUUCUGAAAGGCCUCAGUCUGCAACACCACUAAGCAAGGGGCACCACCAAGCGCCAUGAAGACCAAGGAGCUCUCCAAACAGGUCAGGGACAAAGUCGUGGAGAAGUAGAGAUCAGGGUUGGGUUAUAAAAAAAUAUACGAAACUUUGAACAUUCCACGGAGCACCAUUAAAUCCAUUAUUAAAAAAUUGAAAGAAUAUGGCACCACAACAAACCUGCCAAGAGAGGGCUGCCCACCAAAGGAGGGCAUUAGUCAGACGCAACACAGAGACCAAAGAUAACCCUGAAGGAGCUGCAAAGCUCCACAGCGGAGAUAGGAGUAUCUGUCAAUAGGACCACCUUAAGCCGUACACUCCACAGAGCUGGGCUUUACGGAAGAGUGGCCAGAAAAAAGCCAUUGCUUUAAGAAAAAAAUAAGCAAACACGUUUGGUGUUCACCAAAAGGCAUGUGGGAGACUCCCCAAACAUAUGGAAGAAGGUACUCUGGUCAGAUGAGACUAAAAUAGAGCUUUUUGCUAUCAAGGAAAACGCUUUGUCUGGCGCAAACCCAACACCUCUCAUCACCCCGAGAACACCAUCCCCACAGUGAAGCAUGGUGGUGGCAGCAUCAUGCUGUGGGGAUGUUUUUCAUCGGCAGGGACUGGGAAACUGUUAGUUAGUUAUGCACGCUCAAGUCGUUUUUUGUCUUAUUUCUUCGUUGUUUCACCCCAAAAAAUAUUUUGCAUCUUCAAAGUGGUAGGCAUGUUGUGUAAAUGAAAUGAUACAAACCCCCCAAAAAUCCAUUUUAAAUCCAGGUUGUAAGGCAACAAAAUGGGGAGGGGAGGUUGAAUACUUUCGCAAGCCACUGUAACUACAACCAUUUGCAAUGUUGAUGAAUUUGGAUAAUCUCAAAACCCUCUGCUAAUAAUUUAAAAUGGUCAAUAUCAUACGUUUGUUGACAUAGUAGAUACAGGAAUCGGCUUUUCCAUUUGUUGAAAUCUCUGUUCUUCCCUCUUUUCUAGAUGCUGUUCUAUAAGAAUGGGGUGAACCAGGGUCAGGCCUAUGAGAACCUGUUUGAGGGGCUCUACUUCCCUGCCAUCUCUCUCUACCGGGGCUGCACGGUUAGGGAUGUUUGUGUGUCCGUUUUGAAGGGUUCUAUUAUCCCUCAAUCUCCCUCUACAGCGCUGUAAAUAAUACAAUGCCCCAACGUUUUAUUGUGCUCUAAUAUAGCGCAGCAUCUACUCCAGGGAUUCCCAUUUCAAUCACAUUAUGUUGAUUGUCCCUCCUUUCUCCCAGGUGUCAGUUAACUUUGGACCACAUUUCAAACACCCUCCAAAGGACAUCAAAUACCAGCCAGUGAGUACACACACAUGCAUACUUUUUAUUUUAUUAGACAAGCAAUAGAGAGACAGUACUUGGAGUUUUGAUGUCACUGAGGAUGUGAUUGAUUGGUGUAUUUUUGUGUCCCCAGAUGAGUGACAUGGGCUGGGGAGCGGUGAUCGAACACACGCUGGCUGACAUGCUUUACCACGUAGAGACAGACGUGGACGGACGACGCAGCCCGCCCUGGGAAGGAUAA